Messenger RNA from Mytilus trossulus (common blue mussel), 465 nucleotides. RefSeq lists its product as uncharacterized. Bases 1 to 465 code for a protein of 154 amino acids. The transcript is spliced from 6 exons. Lineage: Eukaryota; Metazoa; Mollusca; Bivalvia; Mytilida; Mytilidae. The record is from RefSeq and is a predicted model, not a curated record.
AUGAGAAGUAGAACCACCGGGUACUGUUUCAGUGCCCAGUCAUUUACUAACGAUUUACAUCUGGCUUUUCGUCUUGGUUGCAGUACUAAAGAUACUUGUGAACAGUUUGCCAGUUCAGAACAAAAGAGAGUAAAUUUUGAUGAAGGGUGCUGUAACCAUGAUAAAUGUAACAACAAACCACCAUCUUUGUUACAUUCGACGCCUUUACCAACACCUAACCCAAUCGUGCCUACUUCCGGUAGUGAUUUCUGCGUCAACAAAGACGAAGACACGUGUCAAAGAUUUGCUCUAUUGUAUCCUAAUCCAUGUCAGUACGACUGCGUCAAAUCACUGUGUCCCCACAUGUGUCAGCAAUGUUUUUAUUGUCUUAACUGCGACGGAAUUUCAAACCCCAAUCAAUGUAAACAGAUAACCGUCUGUGGGAAUGGGACGGCAAGUUUGCUAUGGUUACGAGAAGCUAAAUAA